Messenger RNA from Anguilla rostrata (American eel), 3405 nucleotides. Its product is annotated as early growth response protein 1-like. NCBI's taxonomy places the organism in Eukaryota, Metazoa, Chordata, Actinopteri, Anguilliformes, Anguillidae. Gene Ontology annotation, biological process: regulation of transcription by RNA polymerase II. The record is from RefSeq and is a predicted model, not a curated record. The coding region runs from base 566 to 2107 and encodes 513 amino acids. Gene Ontology annotation, molecular function: DNA-binding transcription factor activity, RNA polymerase II-specific; RNA polymerase II cis-regulatory region sequence-specific DNA binding. The transcript has 2 exons.
GGAUUCUCUAAAUAGAGAACGAGCCCACAGAGCCCAACACAGCCACUGCCAGUUCAGAGCGAAGCAGAUAGACACGCAAAGCGCUAUCUCUCUCUCUCUGAGAAACACGUUUCAACAAGUGAAAUAAUCACUAACCUAAAAAAGGGAAAAAAUAAGGUGCAGAAUACAUCAAGAAAACAGAUCUGUCAACAACAACAACAACAAAAAAAAUCUAUUUUCAUUCAUUUUCAGUUUUUUGUGUGUGUGGAAUGAACAAAAAGGACACGUUUCAUCAUUAUAAUAAUUUUUAACCAACAAGUGGAUUUUUUUUCUCUUGAAGAGGAAAAAAAAAACAACAACAGCAGCAGCAGCAGCAAAGCCAGCAGACUGAGAAAAAAAAGUGGAGGUCUUCCAGAACGUAGCCGUCGGAGAGAGAAACCGUGACCGGUAGCAUCUGUCCGUCGGUCCCCUGAGGUGUUGCAGGUAAUCCCCCUCACCUGCGAGCUCCCGUGCGCAGUGCGCGCAGAUCUCCCAAAAGCCUCCAGCGCCUCCACGGAAGAGGAGACCCCCUGAGCGAGCUCGCCGCAUGGCUGCAGCCAAGACAGAGAUGCUCCUGCCAGCCCUGCAGAUCUCCGACCCCCUCAGCUUCCCCCACUCCCCCAUGGACAGCUACCCCAAGCUGGAGGAGAUGAUGAUCCUCAACUCGGGCGCCUCCUUCCUGGCCGCCUCGGCCGCAGAGGGCUCCGCGUUCGGGACGGGGGAGGCAGGAGACCAGUUCGAGCACCUUGCGGGAGACACUUUGCCCGAGAUCUCCCUGAACUGCGAGAAGCCGCUGGCCGAGCAGAGCUACCCCACGCAGCGGCUCCCCCCCAUCUCCUACACGGGCCGCUUCACCCUGGAGCCCGCCAACUGCAGCAACAGCCUGUGGGCGGAGCCACUGUUCAGCCUGGUCAGCGGGCUGGUGGGGAUGAACCCCCCCACCACCACGUCCGCGCCGUCCUCCUCCGCUGCUCCGACCAGCUCCUCCUCCUCUUCCUCGGUCACCUCGUCUUCCUCGUCUUCCUCCUCCACCUCCGCCCCGUCCCAGAGCUCCAGCCUCUCCUGCUCGGUCCACCACAGCGAGCCCAACCCCAUCUACUCCGCCGCCCCCACCUACUCCAGCGCCAGCCCCGACCUCUUCCCCGAGCAGGGGGGCCAGUCCUUCCCCAGCCCCGCGGGGGGCGCCCUCCAGUACCCGCCCCCCAGCUACGCCAACAGCAAGCCCUGCCCCUCCAGCUUCCCCGUGCCCAUGAUCCCAGACUACCUCUUCACCCAGGCGCAGAGCGAAAUCGGCCUGGUGCCCGUCGACCAGAAGCCCUUCCAGACGCAGGGGGGCCAGCAGCCCUCCCUCACGCCCCUGUCCACCAUCAAGGCCUUCGCCACCCAGACGGGGUCCCAGGACCUGAAGGGUAUGUACCAGUCCCAGCUGGUGCGGCCCGCCCGGAUGCGCAAGUACCCGAACCGGCCCAGCAAGACGCCGCCACACGAGCGGCCCUACGCCUGCCCCGUGGACACGUGCGACCGGCGCUUCUCGCGCUCGGACGAGCUCACGCGCCACAUCCGCAUCCACACGGGCCAGAAGCCCUUCCAGUGCCGCAUCUGCAUGCGCAACUUCAGCCGCAGCGACCACCUGACCACGCACAUCCGCACGCACACCGGCGAGAAGCCCUUCGCCUGCGACGUCUGCGGCCGCAAGUUCGCCCGCAGCGACGAGCGCAAGCGCCACACCAAGAUCCACCUGCGGCAGAAGGACAAGAAGGCCGAGAAGGUGGCCGCCGCCGCCGCCGCCGCCGCCACCACCGUGGGGGGGCCCGUCCCCAUCUCCGCCCCCUCCCCCGCCUCCAGCUACUCCUCCCCCGUCUCGUCCUACCCCUCCCCGGUCCCCUCGUGCUACUCCUCGCCCGUCCACGCCUCGUACCCCUCCCCCUCCAUCGCCACCACCUACCCCUCCGUCUCCAGCACCUUCCAGACGCAGGUGGCCACCACCUUCCCCUCCUCGUUGGCCACGAAUAUUUACAGCUCGCCCGUGGCCACGCCCCUCUCAGAACUGCAGUCCACUCUCUCUCCGAGGACGAUCGAGAUCUGCUAAUCUGCGCCUCCUUCCAGCGCCCGCCACUUCCAGCUCUCCGUCCUCCGCACAAACAUCAUCACAAAGACUCGUUACUCCUUUUCAAAAAGCACUUUUACCCCCCUCCCCCCACUCCACUGCUGGGCGUCAGCUUAAGGUACCUGAACUGAACAGACUGAAACUAAGACACCCGCCAAGCAAAGACAGCAGAAAACAAAAAAGGGAUUUUUUUUUUUUUUCGUCCUCCUUUAAUUCAAUCACAGCUCUUCAGAAACUAAUGAGAUUUUAAAGACAAAGUGACAACAGGCUUCGACAGGGAUUCUGAACUGACAUUUUUGUAAAAAAAAUAAAAAUAGAAGAGAAAGAUAAGAAGGGACUUCAUCCCAGUCGGGUUUAAUGCCUAAACAGUCUCAGUUCUCAGCGACUCAGACCCAGGAUCACCAACACAACCAGAACUGCUAACCACCAGAGACAGAUGACAGACUUUGAUGAUAUACAUAAUCUACAGUAUAUGGAUAUUGUAUACAUUGUGCCAUGUUUUUGUUCAUUCUUUCUUUGGUACUGUUGAUGUGGAAACUUCUUGGCAUAUUUACAUUGUAUUAUUUGGCCAUAUUUUAUAGAUACUUUCUCUCUUAUGUAGUGAAUAAUGCUGUGGUACGUUUUUGACUUUUUGUUUUGGGGGGGAAAAAAGAAGCACUUCAAAGUAUUCAAAGCAUGUGUAAGAGUGGCGUUACGUUUAUGUUAUUUUGUAAAUAUCACCCAAUGGUACUUUCUCUCUCUUUCCAAAAAUGUGGCAAAAAAGGUCUGUGUAAAAAAAAAGGAAGAAAAAAUGUUCAAAAAAACAAGUUUUCAAACGUUUCUGGUGCCUUUUGUGAAGCCUUGCUGAUGUUUCUGACGUGCGAUUGGAUGCGCAGCAUCUAGCCUUAAAGUGUAACGGGAUAUUUUUUUUUACAGAAUGUAAGAGUCAUUUUAAAGGACCAUACGGAAAGACUGCAGGCACUGCUUCAUUUAUGUAGAAUGUAAGCAAAAAAAGAGAAUCUUUAAAGUCUAUUUUUGUAACUGAAGUGUAAAUAUCUUCAUAUUCAGAAGUUGGAAUGUUGUAGUUACCUACUGAGUAGGCAUGGGAAUUUUUUGUAUGUUAUUUACAUGCAGUUCAUUAUUUUGUGGUUAUUUUUAUUUUGUAAUUGUGUUUGUUAAACAAAGUGACUGUUUCUGGCUUCUAAACACAUUGAAUGCGCUUAACUGCCAAUGGGAUAUUUGAUGUACAAGAUAUCCUCCCAGAGAUGAAAUAUGAAUAAAAUAUAAAUAUAUAUAUAUAA